AUGGCUGCCGACGACGAGAUGACGUAUGACGUAACCACUUUAUUAAAGCUUGCUUACCAAGCAUGUAAUGUCAAAGAGAAGACAUGGUACGACAAUCUGCCAAUUCUGCCCGCUGACGUACAAAUAUGCUGCGAAUCAGUCCUUAAGAUUAUUCGCCUCAACCAUUGCGUCAAGCGUUUUAACCCACUUGGCGAUCGGUUAUCCAUGUUCCCCAAAGUGCAGCACCUCGUCCAAUCACAGUUCAGCGAUGACUAUGUGAUAAAAAACGUAUGUGAGAUGGCCGCUUUCCACGGACACCUGGAAUGUCUGAAGCUCGCUCGUGCGAUUGGCGUCCCAUGGUUUUCUCCCACGUAUGCUCAGAAAUCGGCGUGCGAUCGGGCCGCCGAAUCGGGGAACCUUGAGUGCCUGGUCUACGCUCACCAGCACGGGGCUCGGUGGUCGGUAUUCACGUGCAGUUAUGCAGCGAACAAUGGUCAUCUGGACUGUCUAAAAUAUUUGCAUACCAAUGGAUGCCCAUGGGACGAUUUAACAACUACCAACGCCGAAAAAAAUGGACACCUCGACUGUUUAGAUUACGCGUUACAAAAUAAUUGUCCACUAAAAGAAUACGAAGACGAUGAGUAG
Messenger RNA from Macrosiphum euphorbiae (potato aphid), 624 nucleotides. NCBI's taxonomy places the organism in Eukaryota, Metazoa, Arthropoda, Insecta, Hemiptera, Aphididae. The record is from the annotation of a GenBank genome assembly.